Entamoeba invadens IP1 is the source of this 1881-nucleotide messenger RNA. RefSeq lists its product as hypothetical. The transcript is spliced from 3 exons. Lineage: Eukaryota; Evosea; Mastigamoebida; Endamoebidae. Bases 1 to 1881 code for a protein of 626 amino acids. The record is from RefSeq and is a predicted model, not a curated record.
AUGUGUAAUCUAUUGAUCGUCUUAAUAACUCUCUACAUAUUACCUUCCACUUCGCGGAUUACUAAAACUGUUACAGUAGAUAGUCCAUGUCUUCCAGACCUUCGUGCUGAGAGUCUCAAAUAUAUUGGCCUGUCUGGUCCGGCUGGUACCCUCUCAUAUAUUUAUAGCAGUUGUUACAAAAGUGUACCAGACAACACAAGUCGGUUGAUAUCGAUGUCGACGCACACUGAAUGUUAUAUUCCACACGCUCAUUUCUAUCAAAUCUUUCAAGGCGAACACAUUUCACGAUGUGGGUCUUGUAUUGAAAUUACUGGACCUUCGCUGAAGACUGCGUCAUGCACUGUUGUGGGUUCUUUUAAAAUGAAUUUUUCAAAAGAAGAUAAUAACUCUAAUGCUCUUAUCCAUUCAUCAGAAAGAACAAUUUUUGUUAAUGACCAAUUGUUCCAUUUUUAUAGUGGAUACACUGAAGAAGGUAAUAUAGGGUCCGCUCUUCCUAUAGUCGCUCGAUUUGUUGAUUGUCCAUAUAAAACAUUUCCAACGGCCAUUAUAACUCAAAUCGUUGAAGAAAAACAGAAAAACACAGAAAAUGCUUUUUCUAUGGAAAACAAAAAAUUUUGUACACAAAAGUGUCACAUCAAAAAUAAAGAAAAAAUUUUUACAAAAGUUUUUAAAAAAAUUCCAAACAAAGAAAUUCAAAAACGUUUCCAACAUUUUAAUAACACUUUUAUUCAUCAUGAAAGAAUCAAAGAAAACACUUCAAAAUACACUUUUAAUGAAAAUUCAUAUAAUGAAGACACAGAAAUUUGCGUGAAAAAGUGCUUAAUAGAAAGUGCACAAAACAAUAUUAAAAAAAGUACAACACAAUACGCCAAAAUAGCUCUUUAUAAUACUAAUCAAAUAGUUUCUAAAAUAAUAUAUAACAAUCAAGUCUUUCAUAUUAAUGAAGAUACUAUGGAAUAUACUAUUCCUUUAUCAUCUCUACAAAGUAAUAGUAAUAGUAGUGUUAUUAAAAAACAUCUUUAUUUAAAAAUAUAUGACCUCUUUUGGGGACAUACUAAUAUCCCUUUUAAGUUCAUAGAAAACACCGAUUUCGUAUCUAACUCACUCACAACUAAUCACUUUUUAGACACAAAAUGCUACUUACGACCUAAUCCGGGAUUUACACCAAAUGAAAAAUAUGAAGACCCAUAUAUGGUAUGGUCUUUAAGAGUUCAUGAUAAAAAGGACUUAUCAAAAUCGUAUCAAGUGAAUGGUAGUGUCAUCAAUUUUGAAAGUGAAUUGUACAUCUCAGUCAACUUCCCAUUCCCUAUUAAGUUGUCCAAACACUAUAAAACUUUCUUUGCAAGUCUCAGUGUCAAUAUUGUGUUUUUGGAACUCCCGACUUUCGAGUUUUACACACAUUUUGGAGAUGUCACACAAUUGAAAAGAGUCAAUUGCUCACGGGAAUUCGUUAUGAAUCGAACAGCAAGUAUACAAGACGGUUUAAUUCACAUCGAAAACACUGCGGCUUUUAAUAUAGCAAGGUGUAACGCAGCAACAAAUUUGUUGAUGAUGCACUACAAGACAGGGAAAAACACAACGAUGUAUAUAAAGUCGCUUACAUUCACAGAUGUGAACGAUCUCAAUUACACUAAAUGCACUUUAAAUGAUUACAUGUGUACACUAGAAGAUGAAUGUGAUGCUCGUAAUUCGACAAUAGACUCAGAAGAUAAUAAUUUGAGGACAUAUGUAGAUGGGUGUGUACCCUUAUGUGGGGUGUGUUCGGGUGGAUAUGUUUGUAACAAAGCAGCCAGAUGUGUUCCUCUUAAGUAUCACAACACCAGGAGUUAUUCAACUACUGUAUUAGUCUUAUUAAUUGUAAUAAUAGUAAUGACUUUGUAA